Nematolebias whitei (Rio pearlfish) is the source of this 1390-nucleotide messenger RNA. Its product is annotated as putative ferric-chelate reductase 1. Bases 22 to 918 code for a protein of 298 amino acids. The record is from RefSeq and is a predicted model, not a curated record. NCBI's taxonomy places the organism in Eukaryota, Metazoa, Chordata, Actinopteri, Cyprinodontiformes, Rivulidae. Gene Ontology annotation, biological process: regulation of glutamate receptor signaling pathway. The transcript has 7 exons.
AAGUACACGGACACACCCUCCAUGCAGGUAGUUAGACACCUUAAAGCCCCGCCCUCUUUCAGGUGGAAGCAAAAAGCUCCGCCAGCCUCCAUCCAUCACCAGAACCUCCAAGUCCCACACAGAACUGAACGUUUAACCCUCAUCAAACAAAAAAUGGAGCGAACGCUGACCCUGUUCUUCGCCACGCUGGUGGUUUUGGUGACAUCGGGCGUCCAGGCACAGCUGUCAUAUGCCACGAAUACGACGGUUAACGUCACCGGGACAGGAUGUGGGUCCAGCAAACUGUGCGUGGACACGCCAAGCGGCUGUGACCCUACAGGAAACAGCAGCUGCUUCUUUGGCUCCAUAAAGGUCAAAAACGUGACGACAAACCAGUUCUCCUUCCAGCUGAGUGGAAACUCCACGGGAUACGUCGCUCUGGGGCUCACCGUGAAUUCUUCUGCGGGCUCCACUUUGCUCUUUGCGUGCGCUCGCAAAGCCUCAAACAACGCGUCGAUCAUCUUCCUGACCUCGCUCAUGAACAACGCGGGUGGAAAUCUGACACAAGGCAACGCGAUGGUGACAGAAAUUCGAGGACUGGUAAAUAAUAACCAGAUCCAGUGCGAGUUUGAUGUUUCGGGGCUGAACGCCACCAACUCCACCUUCCUCAAGAGCAGCCAGGACACCUCCUACGUAAUCAUCCUCGGCUCUGGACAACUAAACAAUGAUGGAUCUCUCGGGACCUUGACUAAAAUCCUGAGCAGCCCAACUCUGGACCUCAGCAACCCGUCAGCAAACGUAGCCAGUACCACCACUGCACCCACAAGCACCACAGCAACAACACAUACCACAACAUCAGGGACGGACCGGGCGCUCUUCUCCGAAGGUGUGCUGCUCCUGAUGGGCGUCCUCUCGCAGUUCGUCCUGAAGAUGGCCUGACUGGGUCCCGGUUUAAAGCUUUAACCGGUGAAGACAUGAUGAAGGAAGCUGGUGGUUAAAACAGCAGCAACUGAGUGUUUUUCUGUCCAAGAAGUGUUUUUUUUUUCUCCUGAACUAAUCUUUACAUGUUUUUUGCACAACAGUAGCCAAAAGAUGAAGAAUCUAGUGAUGUACAGUCUGCACUCAAUCUUUAAUAAUCGAAGAAAGAAUGUCUUAAUUUUGUACUUCUUAUCUAAUAAAGUUUAUACAUAGUAUUCUAUCUGCUAAUAACCACCUACUGUUUAUAUUAUCUUGUGAAUACCUACAGUCGUGUGUGAAGUCCUUUAAUAACUUGUCUGUUGAUUCAAGCUGACGUUCAGCCAUCAUUCUUUGAGAAGGACCGGUUCAAGGUUCUGUUUGGUUACUUCAAAUGAUUCAUCAGGAAUUUCCCUGUUCAUCAGAUGAACUGUAUAAUCUGAAAAACAAUAAAAAC